AUGACUCACAGAAGAUGUGGAGUUAUGGGACGAGACCUAUAUCAUUCGAAAGAGGAUGAAAUUUCAUUUUCAAAUAUAUGCUCAGUUUUUGCGGCGGCCUCCGCUAACUCGAGAAAUUUGGGUCAGAAGUUUUCAGUAGAUUUUCCCGAAGUUUUCAAGGUAAGAUUUUUGAAGUAUUUUCAAUAUCAAAUUGGAUUUUAA
This is a messenger RNA of Caenorhabditis briggsae, 201 nucleotides long. NCBI's taxonomy places the organism in Eukaryota, Metazoa, Nematoda, Chromadorea, Rhabditida, Rhabditidae. The transcript has 2 exons. The coding region runs from base 1 to 201 and encodes 66 amino acids. The record is from RefSeq and is a predicted model, not a curated record.